This is a messenger RNA of Dendronephthya gigantea, 1261 nucleotides long. Its product is annotated as dolichyl-phosphate beta-glucosyltransferase-like. Gene Ontology annotation, cellular component: endoplasmic reticulum membrane. The record is from RefSeq and is a predicted model, not a curated record. NCBI's taxonomy places the organism in Eukaryota, Metazoa, Cnidaria, Anthozoa, Malacalcyonacea, Nephtheidae. Bases 47 to 1024 code for a protein of 325 amino acids. The transcript is spliced from 11 exons.
GAAAUGAAACCAUGAAAUAGUAUUUUAUAUCUCCUAGUGAUAUCUAAUGGACUUUUUUCUUAGUUUGUUUUGCGCUUUCGUUCUUUUAGUAGUUCUUGGAAUUUUAGUGGUGGUGGUAUUUAUAUAUGCAACAACUAGUGAUACGUUCGCAACGAUAAAACGAUAUCCAGAUGAAGAAUAUUUUAUUGAUCCUUCAAAAGAGAAUGCUAAAAUUCCGUUUCCUUAUCUGGAACGAGAGUCAAGUGUUGAAUUGUCUGUAAUUGUGCCUUCUUACAAUGAAGAGGAAAGGUUACCUGUUAUGCUAGAUGAGGCAUUUGAAUACUUGGAGGAAAGAAAAAAACAUGAACCUUCAUUUACAUAUGAAAUUAUUAUUGUUGAUGAUGGAAGCAAGGAUAGAACCACCCAGGUUGCUUUGAAGUAUGUGAGGAAAUAUGGGGUUGAAUUGAUUCGAGUGUUGACCCUUACAAAAAAUAGAGGAAAAGGUGGAGCUGUUCGUUUGGGGAUGUUUAGUUCACGUGGCAAACAACUUCUUAUGGUUGAUGCUGAUGGAGCGACCAAAUUCUCAGAUCUUACUAAAGUACAAAAUGCUCUUCAAAAAAUUGUAAAUGGAAAGGAAUGUGAUCCUGCCAUAUCAGUUGGAUCAAGAGCACAUCUUCAAGAUGAAGCUGUAGCUCAGCGAACACUUCUUCGAAAUCUGUUGAUGUAUGGUUUUCACUUUCUUGUUUGGUUUCUCUGUGUCAGAGGCAUCAGAGACACGCAGUGUGGUUUCAAACUUUUCACAAGACCUGCUGCUCUUUUGACAUUCACGUCUCUACACGUUGAAAGAUGGGCCUUUGAUGUUGAGUUACUCUACAUUGCACAAAGAUUAAACAUUCCAAUCACUGAAGUGGCAGUAAAUUGGCAGGAAAUUGAUGGAUCAAAAAUGGUUCCUAUCUGGAGUUGGCUUCAAAUGGGCAAAGAUCUUCUCUUAAUUCGUCUUAGAUAUAUUUUAGGAGUUUGGAAAAUUUCUAGCACUAAUAAUUGACGGUCGAUAAAACUGUAAUAUUCACUAAUAAACUCAUAACGUGACAAAGUGGUAUAGCCAUACAGUCAUGUAGCGUAUAUUUGUACACAUCAUAACUGUAAUUAAUUGCAAUCGUCUCCUGGCAGGUAAGUGGCGAUAAAUAGAGAAGGAUAAGCAACUCCAGGCUUGUGGAAAUUUUUGUGAAAACAACUGUCGGUAUAUUUAAUAAGACAUUCCAUAGUUUCUAAAAUAAAUCAA